This is a messenger RNA of Drosophila grimshawi, 4422 nucleotides long. RefSeq names its product voltage-dependent calcium channel subunit alpha-2/delta-3 (gene stj). The record is from RefSeq and is a predicted model, not a curated record. Lineage: Eukaryota; Metazoa; Arthropoda; Insecta; Diptera; Drosophilidae. Gene Ontology annotation, molecular function: voltage-gated calcium channel activity. The transcript has 24 exons. The coding region runs from base 288 to 4070 and encodes 1260 amino acids. Gene Ontology annotation, cellular component: voltage-gated calcium channel complex.
GAAUUUUUUGAAAAUUACCGAAAAUUGUUGAAAAACGUGCGAAAAUGUGCAAUGCGUGAAUGGAAAAGUUUUUGUUUUUUUAUUUUGUGAAAGUAGCUCGCGGAAAAAUGUUUGUGCAGGCGUAAUGAGGAAAUCAGGCAGUGGAUGAUGAUAAAAUGUGUGUGUGUGAGAUGUGUGUGAAGCGAGUGCAGCAAAUUGGGCUACAAAAUUGAAAUCGAGGCUCGCGCAUUCGUGUAUAAUAUAUAUGUAUAUGUCGCGGCCCAGAUCGUUGCAGCCAAUUGAGCAAUAUGGCGAGACCAUUUUGGGCCUGGCGCCGCCUAAGCCUGAGCCUUUUAUUUGUGUUCAUCUACUGUGCCCCUGGCAUCAUUGCCGAGAAAAUCAACUACAAUCUUGUUCAUUCCUGGGCGGACAAGCUGGGCUUGGAGCUGUUUUCACUGGGCGAUUUUAUCACCAGGCGCAAGGAGGUGCAAGAGAGCUUCAAGGAAGCAAAAGUGGUGACGCGUCAAGGUGGCGUCAUUGUCGAGUCGAUGGCCAAAGAAAUCGAAAUGAUGAUGGAUCUCAAAGUCAGCGCCGUGCGUCGCAUUAUGGAUACCGCUGAGAAUACGGCGCUGUCGCAUCAGAAUGAUAUGGCGGACAAGAUGUUCUCGUACUACAAUGCAAAAUCGAUGGCGGAGCCGGGCGAACCAACACCACCAGCACCGACCACGCCACCCGAUAUGGAUGAUCAGAUUGGCGAGCCGUUGAUCUAUGUGCCACCGAAGGUGUUGGUGCUGGAGCCGAGUCCGGAAUUUCAGAAUACGCCCGUUAAUUUCAGCGUCAGUUCGGUGCAUGUGCCGGUGAAUGUGUUUGAUCGAGCGUCGGAUGUUAUAAAAGCGAUUCAAUGGUCGGAGAAUUUGGAUCAGAUAUUUCGUGAUAAUUACAAAAACGAUCCAAGUUUGUCGUGGCAAUUUUUUGGCAGUUCGACAGGCUUUAUGCGUCAAUUCCCUGCAUCGAAGUGGAAGAAGGACGUACCGGUUGAUCUAUAUGAUUGCCGUUUACGCUCUUGGUACAUGGAGGCGGCGACGAGUCCAAAGGAUAUUAUUAUCCUAAUGGAUGGAUCUGGUUCAAUGUUGGGACAGAGGCUAGAUAUCGCAAAGCAUGUUGUCAAUACGAUACUUGAUACAUUAGGUACAAAUGACUUUGUGAACAUCUUCACCUUUGAUAAGGAAGUGAGCCCAGUUGUCGGAUGUUUCGAGGACACACUGAUUCAAGCAAAUCUGGGCAACGUACGUGAACUAAAAGAAGGGAUUGAAUCGUUUAAACCCAAAUCGAUUGCCAAUUAUACCGCUGCAUUGACAAGAGCUUUCGAGAUAUUGGAAGAGACGAAGAUUAAUUCGCGCGGUGCGCAAUGCAAUCAGGCGAUUAUGAUCAUUGGGGAUGGGGCACCCGAAAACAAUCAAGAGGUCUUCCAGUUGCACAAUUGGCGCGACCCGCCCUAUAGGCCGGUGCGUGUGUUCACCUAUCUGAUUGGCAAAGAGGUGGCGAAUUGGGAUGAUAUACGGUGGAUGGCAUGUGAAAAUCAGGGCUAUUAUGUGCAUCUCAGCGAUACCGCUGAGGUGCGCGAAAUGGUAUUAAAUUAUAUACCAGUUAUGGCUAGACCCCUGGUAUUGGGUAGGCACGAUCAUCCGGUCAUUUGGACGCAGGUCUAUGCGGACCUCGAGGAUACAAAACUCUCCGACUAUUUGUGGGAGAUCAAGCAGUGCGAGGAGCAAAAGGCCGAUGUCCUGGAAUACUGGCAAGUCCGCGAUCGCAUGUUGGAGCCGAAUGAGAUGCGCAGGCGCGAGUAUCGGCGCAUGAAGGAGACCUGGAAUCAACCAGUGGACUCCAAUGUCUAUCAGUUCAUGACCACCGUUUCCAUGCCCAUUUACGAUAGACGCGAAAAUGCGAAUAUCACCGAAGAAGUUUUAAUAAAUGAAGCACUCUGGGAAUUGCAAACACGUGAGACAAGAAUCGCAAAUAUAUUGGGCGUGGCUGGUACUGAUGUGCCCAUCAAUGACAUCAAAAAGCUGCUAUCGCCGUUUAUGCUUGGCGUGAAUGGCUAUGCGUUUAUAGUAACCAACAAUGGUUAUGUACUAUUCCAUCCAGAUUUUCGUCCAAUUUUCCAAGGUUAUAUAUUAAAACCAGCUUACAAUAGCGUUGACAUGAUUGAAGUUGAGCUAUUGGAUGACGAUCGAGCCGCCAGAGACUUUAAUCCAGUGCUGAUGACGAUACGCGAUUCUAUAAUCAAUCAAUCGACCGGCAGCAAAUGGAUGCUGGUAAAGAAUCAUUUCGAUGAAAUGAAACGUGUGGCUCGCGUCAAGCGUCAGUAUUACUGGACUGCUAUAAAAAAUACACCAUUCACUUUAGUCAUCACCUAUCCGGAGCGUUAUGGUGUUAGUCGCAUGGAGCCACGCACCGAACAGGAUAUUCAUCGCACCUAUAUAACGGGCAAAAAUAUACGCAGCUUCUUCGAUGGCAAACGCUGGAAAAUUCAUCCCGAUUGGCUAUUUUGCAAGCAAACCAAUAAGACAUUCCGAACGCCCGAAACUGAACUUUUGUAUUUUGUGGAUCGUAUGUCUGAACCUGGUUGGCACUGGCCAUCGAGUCGAAGCGCUAUGCCCCCGGAGCAUGCGGCGGCCAUUUUCUCUAACAACUCAUCAACUGGCCGCUAUCCAUCAAUCAAUGAAAAAGAAAGCUACUAUUGCGAUCGCCAGCUAAUGCAAUCACUGGUUUUCGAUGCGCGUGUCACGAAAUGGUUCUCCAACAACACCACUUUCAAUGCCCGCGACAAGGACGAGAAGAGCGUAAGCGCAUCAAGCCCAAUAGCCGUACUAAUGGGUUUGCUGCCAAGACACGAAUUCAAGCAGAGAUUUGGGAUCACCGUCGCCUUUUUGGCCACGCACAGUGGUUUGACCCGCUGGCACGAGUUCCACUCGAAUAUGGCCGAGCAGCCGGGUGUGGGUGAGAGCUUUAGUCAGAACAAUAAGCGCGCCAUCGAUGAGAUCUGGUAUAAACGCGCUGUGGACCAAUAUUUUGUGCACAAGGAGAGCUUUGUCUACUCGGUGCCCUUUGAUGCUGGAGAGAGUGGCUCAGAAAUAAUCGUAACUGCCAGUAAUGCCAUCUUUCACAAUGAGAGCUCCAAAUCGGCGCCAGCUGCCGUCGUCGGCUUCCAGUUUCAGCACUCGGCUUUCUACAAGCUCUUCCAUAACAUCACCGGCAAUGCCUGUGCUGUGGAUGAUAAGGACUGCUAUAUACUCGAUAAUAAUGGCUUUGUGAUCAUCUCCUCACGUGUACACGAGACGGGCAAAUUUUUUGGUGAAGUUAAUGGCGCAAUCAUGAUGCGCCUCGUCGAGGAGCGGGUGUACAAGCGUGUCAUCGUCUACGACUAUCAGGCAGUGUGCUUUGAGUCGAAGACCGAAGUCAAUGCUUCCAAUAUGCUACUCUCUCCACUUUUUCAUUUGCUGCGCGUAAGCAAAUGGCUGCUGCAUACGGCGCUGUGGUAUAUUGUACAACUGAUGAGAUUGGCGCCGGGCGUUGCGGGCCAUUACAAUGAUGUCUAUAUGGAUGGGAAUGGCACCGAACCGGAGCCAGAGCCCGAUGACAAUGGCCAGACAAAGAAUACCGCCUGGUUGCGCUACCUGACACUGCAUCGCACGCGGCUCAAGUCGUGCGACAUGCAGCGAGAGCUGUACAUGUUGUACAAUGAGAAGGACAACGUUGUCUACAAUAUGACAGCGCAUGCAUGCGAGCGGCCAUUUGUGGUGCUGCCCAUACCGAACAGUAAUCUCAUACUGCUCGUCAUCGAUCAGCUGUGUCCCCGAGAUGUUGCCUUCGUGCUCAAUGUGAACCCGAAGCCGAUCAGCUACCCGCUGGCGCCCAACGAGACCUUCUCGUGUUACAAGCACGUACGCGAAUUCAAUCGUGUGCGUCCAUCGAGUUGCAUCAGUCGCCAUGCGAAUGAGAGCAACAUCAAGUUGUGUGGCAAGGGUUGCACGAUCUAUGCGAAUCUCAUGUUGCUAUUGCUGAGUCACGUGUUGAGUCGCUUGCUUUAACGGCGGUCGCCAUAUGUUUAGCUAAUUGUAGGCAAUAUCUAUAUAUACUUAUAUUGAUAAUGGUUUUUUGUAUAAUACUAUGAUAGUUAAAAACAGAAAAAAAAAAGCAAAAAAAAAAAUAGAGGGGGAAGGAGUACGAUUUUUUACUAUACUCGAAAAACGCUUGAGCGCUGUUCAUUUUUUCCACAAUUUUUGUCAAACUUAGUGUUAAGAUAUGAGGUGUAGCUACCAAAAUUUGUGUUUGUGAGUUUUAUGUUAACUAUUGAAACCAUGUAACAGUGUGUGCACUGCCUAUGAUGGACGAGGUGCUGCUGCUUUAUUGUAGACCUUCCAAUAGACAAACCAAAAUAUA